Messenger RNA from Meloidogyne enterolobii, 1164 nucleotides. Lineage: Eukaryota; Metazoa; Nematoda; Chromadorea; Rhabditida; Meloidogynidae. The record is from the annotation of a GenBank genome assembly.
UUGUUCGACUUGUAUUCAGCUUUGGUAAUUAUCCUUAAAUCUUUUUUCGAGGGCUGUAAUCUAUUUUUAUUAAAAAGUAUUUUUAGAUUUUUCUCUGAACUUUUAAUUCUUGGCAUCUUUGGAGAUAAGGGUGAAGGAAUGGAUCUACUCGCGUCUACAUUAAGAUGUAUAGUUAGGAAUGAUAAGCAACAUAAAUUUUCUUCGGUGAUUUUGCCGUUUUGUGAGAAUUACUUUUUCUUGUUAACGGGAACUUGGCCUUUUAUGAAAGAUGAGAGUAUGAAGAAACAACUUCAAUUGUCUCCAAUGCCUUUUACAGCGAAUCAAACGACAACAAUUUAUAAAAUUAUUUCAAAUUAUUGUAAAUCAUUAGAUGACCAUACAAACAAAAGCUUUAUAAUAAUGGAGUAUUUGAAUAUUUCUUUUCAACAACAAACAUUAGCUAAAGAUAAAGCUGGUACAAGUUCUCAACAAAGUUUUAGGCAGGCCAUGGAUGAUUAUAAACGUCUUUGUAAUUAUGAUACACAAUUGAGAGUGUGGUUAGGCCUUCCUCCUAUUCAACUUUCUUCAGAGGAUGAACGUGACACCGAUGCCUCCACAGAAUUGAGUGAUGCUGAAAAGCCUCCACCAGAGUUGAAGAAUUUUAAAGGAAAGCUUACAUUGAAGAAAGCAAAAAGAGUUAUUGAACGUUCUGUUUGUCACAGGAUUUGUAAUUUGGAUCCCGUCAUUUGUUGUUCAAUAAUUGGUGGUUUUAUAGCUAUUGUGACAUUAUUUGUUACUAUUGCAUUACUUUAUCAUUCAUUUUCUGGGCGAAUGGACGUAUUUGAGAGCUCUAUUGAGAAGAAAAUAAAUGACAAAUUUGAAUCUUUAAAUUCAACACUUGAUUUGAAGUUUAAUGGGAUGGAGCAGAAAUUUGACAAGAAAAUUACUGACCUCGAACAGAAAAUGGAUAAAAAAUUUCUUGAUGUGGACAAAGAAUUUAAUGAAAUCAAUAGCCGCCUAGAUAAAAUGGACACUAGAUUGGAUAAAAUGGACAAUAGAUUGGAUAAUUUAAAUAAUACAAUAAUGUCAAUAAAGGGUCCCUCACCACCUUCCAUUCCGCCACCUUUCAUUCUAGUUCCAGCACAGCCAAAUCUUGUGCCUAUACUACAACCUCCACCUGUAUAG